CUUGGCGGGGGUUUUUUAGGGGUCGCGCGCGCGCCUCUCUCGUCGCGGUUUUUCUCUCUCCCCUCACGUUCAGGUCACUCGCUUCGACCAUGAGCGACGCGGAGGAUGGCAUCACGUUCGAGACCAGGAAUUCGCUUUUGAAGUCCAAAAGCAGAAGCCCUGCAACACGCAGGUCCAAAAGUGCGUCUCGCUCCAAGUCCAGAUCUCGUUCCCGUUCCAAAUCCAGCAGGUCGCGCUCCAGGUCACGGCACAGCUCGUACCGGCGCUACUCUCGUUCCCGCUCUCGCUCCCGUUCCCGCCGCCGCCACCGCUCGCGCUCUCACUCGCGCCGCCGCCGCAGCUUCACCAACUCGCCCUUCUCAAACCGUCGCCGGCACCAGGGAGACCGGUGCGCGUAUAACGCCCGACAGGGAAACCCGGAGCCCAACACGUGCCUGGGCGUGUUUGGCCUGAGCCUGUACACGACGGAGCAUGAUCUGCGCGAGGUGUUUGGCCGCUACGGCCCCGUGGCUGAUGUCAACGUGGUGUACGACCAGCAGUCGGGCCGCCCGCGUGGCUUUGCGUUUGUCUACAUGCAGAACAUGGAGGACUCCAAGGAGGCUAAGGAGCGAGUGAACGGAAUGGAGCUGGAUGGACGCAACAUCCGCGUCGACUUCUCCAUCACGAAGCGCGCACACACCCCGACGCCCGGUAUCUACAUGGGGCGCCCCAGCUUCCCCCCGAGGCGCAGAGAAGGCCAUGAGCGUGGAGGCUAUGACCGUGGGGAUCGCUACGAUCGUGGGGAACGUGGCGGCGGCGGAGGCGGCGGCGGGUACCACAGCCGCGGCGGGUACGAUCGUGGCGGGUACGAUCGCUACGAGGAGCGGGACUACGACCACAGGCACAGCCACAGCAGCUAUGGACGGUACAGGAAGCGCUCCCCAUCUCCGUACUACGGCCGGGGGGGAGGCUACCACUCGCGCUCACGCUCUCGCUCGUAUUCCCCGCGUCGAUACUGAGGAAUUCAAGUUGAAACACCAAUUCUCAACACCAGUGCAGUAUCAUGUGCUGUUACGUCCAGUGGGUUUUUUUAAUUGAGACAUUUUGUAUGUCAUUUUGUUCACAUGUUACUACUUGGCCACGUUUACCCCUAUUUUGUAAAUUCCAAUUGUGCUCCUUAGUUGUGAUUUUUCUGAAUAGCAAAGUUUGUGCACAUGAGUUUUCAUGUUGAGUGUCGCUGCUGGUUGGAGCGGCAUGGUGGUCUGUCCCAGGGACGCGCCCUGGGUUGAGUAAAACAAAAAGUUGUACGAGUAAAAAUCACACUUGUGCAGAGGUUGCUAAUUACUGUGCUUUCUACGCUUUUCACAGCGAAUGUUGAAAUUCUUUUGAACCUUCUUUCUAGCUAGUGAAGAAUGAGGUUUUUAUUUCAUGGUGAGCAUUGUUUGUAUGGCUGUAAAUGCAUGGCAAAUGCAAGAAGGGCAAUACAGCCACGCGGAAUCACCGCAGUCCCUUCGUCCUGUGACCUCUUAACCUUUUAAAAAGCUCCUAGUGAUGUCUCUGGCCCUCCAGUUGCAAACCCCUCCCUUAUUCUACACCUCAUUCUCACAAGAGCACAGCAGCACUUGAAUAGCAGUCUGUAUAGGUUAUAAUAAUUAGUUCUUGUUAGACGUAGCGAUAACAAAUAUCAAGGAGGUGCUGCUUGGAGUGUUGCAUCACAACCUCGAGGGAUGGGUGACGGCUUGGGGAGUGGAUUGAUUGAUGUUGAGCCAAAAGGUACAUGGCCUUGAGAACAUGGUGGCACGUGGGAAUACUUUUGGCGAUGUUGGAUAAGGUGACGCAGAUAAAUCAUUACAACUCAACACCAAGUUUAGUUUACAUCGGCUUAGAUUUCAAUAAUUGGCUUGCUUAUAUAUGGAUGGAAUGCAUCAAAAGAAAUUUGGGAAAUUGCAUCUCAAAAACUGAACAUUGUACACUGGUGUUUUGUUAGGAUUGUAAUCACUCAUUUAAUAUUGCAAGUAUCCAGUUAACUUUAAAUGGCCUGUAGAAAUGUAGGCUUAAGCUGUGUGGCCAUUAAUUCAACUCUUUGCCAUUUGUAGAUUAAAAUGUUGACCUUUCAUUGGUAUUAAGAAUUGUUCAAUUGGGCAGACAACCUAAACCAGAUAAAUAAUUUCAUUCAAUGAAACUGUUUUUGAAAAAUCUUCCUGGCAUAUAUUGAAGUUGAAUAAUGAUGUUGCUACAUUUGCUGAUCUACACUUUGAUCCGCCUAAACUUCAGUACUACAUUACAAGAAUGGUUAACAUUAAUGUCCAUGCUUUGUUUUUGUUGUUUGGUUUUAAUAAACUUUAAUAUCUAG
Messenger RNA from Lethenteron reissneri (Far Eastern brook lamprey), 2332 nucleotides. RefSeq names its product transformer-2 protein homolog alpha-like. The record is from RefSeq and is a predicted model, not a curated record. Gene Ontology annotation, molecular function: RNA binding. NCBI's taxonomy places the organism in Eukaryota, Metazoa, Chordata, Hyperoartia, Petromyzontiformes, Petromyzontidae.